AUGAAAAACCUAUUAAAAAAAUUUCAUAUUGUGCCCAAUCAGUCUGAAGAUUCAGAGGGGUCUGGUUCAUCGAAGAGCAAUAGGUUGGGUGAUGUUCCAUCACCUGAGAGGUCUUCACACUCUAGGUCUCAUCAUGGUUCUGAGCAUAAACCCUUUUCAGCUAUUUCUGGAUGGUUAAAUUCUGUUGGAAAUAGAAAUAAUCCUACUAGUCAUAGUCCUAGUCCCCCAUUUUCUUCAAAUAUGACAAGAAGUGAGAGAGUUGAACCCUCUGAUUCUGUGGUCACUAGUGGUUUUGAUGCUGCUUUGGAUGCAGUGAAGCGCGAUUCAGGGUCUAGCAACUCAAGGGAUCCCGAUAUUGAAGAGGAGUAUCAAAUUCAGUUAGCUUUAGAAUUGAGCGCAAGGGAGGAUCCUGAAGCAGUUCAGAUUGAAGCUGUUAAGCAGAUCAGUUUGGGCUCAUGUCCUCCAGAAAAUACUCCAGCCGAAGUAGUUGCAUACCGAUAUUGGAAUUACAAUGCUCUUGGUUAUGAUGACAAGAUCCUAGAUGGUUUUUAUGACCUUUAUGGCAUCUUUAUGGAGUCCACUUCAUCAAAGAUGCCUUCCCUUGUUGAUCUACAAGGAACACCUGUCUCAGAUAAUAUCUGCUGGGAAGCAAUACUCGUUAAUAAGGCUGCUGAUUCUAAGCUGUUACAACUAGAACAGAAGGCUUUGGAGAUGGCUGUGAAGUCCAGGUCAGAAUCUGUAAAUUUUGUUGGUAGCAACUUAGUGUGGAAGCUUGCUGCUUUAGUUUCUGACCACAUGGGAGGGCCAGUUGGAGAUCCCGAUAACAUGUUGCUAGCAUGGAGAAGUCUCAGUUACACUUUAAAAGCCACUCAUGGGAGCAUGGUUUUGCCCCUUGGUUCUUUGACGAUUGGCUUAGCCCGUCACCGUGCAUUGUUGUUCAAGGUUUUGGCUGAUAGUGUGGAUAUUCCUUGCCGUUUAGUGAAGGGACAGCAAUACACUGGUUCUGAUGAUGUGGCAAUAAACUUUGUGAAGAUUGAUGAUGGAAGGGAAUACAUAGUUGAUUUAAUGGCAGAUCCUGGCACACUUAUUCCAUCUGAUGCAGCAGGAUCCCAUUUGGACAAUGAGGAGUCUUUCUUUUCUACCAGUCCUUUGUCCAAGGAUGUAGGCUCCUCUCAUACAGCGUCCUCUAGUAGUGGGGUUACCACUUCAUUUAAAGACCAAUUGGAGUCUGGGAUCCUGGACAAGAGAUCCAGGUUUGGCAAUCAUGAUGGUGCAGAAAACGAAUCUGAUGACAGAGGUCAAUUAUUUGUGUCUUCUGCUAAUUUAAUUCAACAGCUUAGCACUAAGGAAGGAUCUGAUAAGUCAGAUGAAUUCAAAAAUCCCUGCAAGGUGAAGGAGCUGGUUCGAGAAAUUCCGAGCAGGGCCAAUCAUCCUUACAUGCACGCAAGAUCUCCUUCCUGGACUGAAGGAGUUAGCUCCCCAGCUGCACACAAAAUGAAAGUGAAGGAUGUUUCACAAUACAUGAUUGAUGCUGCCAAAGAAAAUCCACAAUUAGCCCAGAAACUUCAUGAUGUGUUGCUUGAAAGUGGUGUUGUUGCUCCUCCAAACUUGUUUACUGAAAUCUACUCGGAGCAAUUAGAUAUAUCACCAGUGGAGGCAAAGUCCCUGACUGACGAUAAGGAGAAUAAAGAGAGAGAUGUCACCCAGAAAGCAGCAACUCGAGCUCGUUUUUUACCUCCUCUGCCUUAUCAUGGUGUGCACUCUAAAGGAAGUCCUCGUGGACCACUGGAGCAUCAGCUAGAUUUAAUGGAAGCAACUGGACAGCAUACUUCAUCACAAUCUGAAGUAACUUCAGCUAAAUAUGCAAAAAAUGUUCCUGUUGCUGCAGCGGCAGCAGCGGCAGCAGCUGUUGUUGCGUCUUCGAUGGUAGUUGCUGUAGCAAAGACAAGCAGUGAUUCAAAUCUUGAACUUCCUGUAGCAGCUGCGGCCACUGCUACAGCUGCCGCUGUGGUAGCAACAACUGCAGCUGUCAGCAAGCAGUAUGAGAACUUGGAGACUUGUGCUCAUUCACCAAAUACUGCUGCCCCCUUCUUUAACCCAACUGAUUUUGCAAAGAGUGAUGGAGAUGCAGAUGCUCUUGCUCAAGAGCCGCGUGGUAGUGGUGACCGGGAGCAUGAUGCUUUGGGGGUGAAUUCCGAAGGUGAGAGAAUAUCAGAUAGGUCGACAGGUGAUGAUAGUGCAAAAUCUGAUGUGGGAUUAGAUGACGUAGCAGACUGUGAGAUUUUGUGGGAGGAUAUCGCCCUGGGUGAGCGUAUUGGACUUGGAUCGUAUGGAGAGGUAUAUCGUGGAGACUGGCAUGGAACUGAAGUUGCUGUUAAGAAGUUCCUAGACCAAGAUGUAACCGGUGAAUCACUUGAAGAAUUCAGAAGUGAGGUCCGGAUCAUGAAAAGACUCAGGCAUCCUAAUGUUGUUCUUUUCAUGGGUGCUGUUACCCGUCCUCCAAAUCUUUCAAUUGUCACUGAAUUCCUUCCUAGAGGUAGUUUAUAUAGGUUACUUCACCGGCCCAACAAUCAAUUAGAUGAACGCAGGCAACUGAGGAUGGCUCUUGAUGCUGCUCGGGGAAUGAAUUAUUUGCACAACUGCACACCAGUUAUAGUUCAUAGAGAUUUGAAGUCUCCUAAUCUUCUCGUUGACAAGAAUUGGGUUGUGAAGGUUUGCGACUUUGGGUUAUCAAGAAUAAAGCACAGCACUUUUCUUUCUUCAAGGUCAACUGCAGGGACGGCUGAAUGGAUGGCUCCAGAAGUCCUAAGAAAUGAACCUUCAAAUGAAAA
Messenger RNA from Ilex paraguariensis (yerba mate), 2831 nucleotides. NCBI's taxonomy places the organism in Eukaryota, Viridiplantae, Streptophyta, Magnoliopsida, Aquifoliales, Aquifoliaceae. The record is from the annotation of a GenBank genome assembly.